Messenger RNA from Salvelinus fontinalis (brook trout), 10660 nucleotides. RefSeq names its product protein O-mannosyl-transferase TMTC2-like. The coding region runs from base 5137 to 7785 and encodes 882 amino acids. NCBI's taxonomy places the organism in Eukaryota, Metazoa, Chordata, Actinopteri, Salmoniformes, Salmonidae. Gene Ontology annotation, molecular function: protein binding; mannosyltransferase activity. Gene Ontology annotation, biological process: protein O-linked glycosylation via mannose. The record is from RefSeq and is a predicted model, not a curated record. Gene Ontology annotation, cellular component: endoplasmic reticulum membrane. The transcript is spliced from 12 exons.
CAUUGCUGUGCUGCCCGUAGGCCUACUGUCAAAGAAUACAUUGGUUUUUAAUAGCGGUAGAGAAUUGCUUCGCAUAGUAAAAUAUGUCUUAACAUCUCUAGACAACAUUUUGCGGUAGCGUACGGAAUAGCGGGCAGAGGGAGGGUGACUUCUGUCAGUUCUCUCUGUUGGCUGCAAGGUCUCGGUAAACAGCAGGCACUUGCUUGCCAGUACAGUGUCACUGCAUAAAGUUUGAGUCCUGAGAGGAUCCAAUGAUACAUAGUUGCAGGCGAGAUGAACAGAACGCUACGAAAUUAUUAGGGGAGUAAUUUGAUACAUUGUAACUCCAUAAUGCCAUGCUAAUAGUUGCAUGAGGCAGCACCAUGUACGUAGCACUGCAUUAAAACCAUUAUCAUGGCCAAGUCUCGUCUUAAACAGCGAUACUAUGUAUGACACAGUCAUAUUUGUUAGGGGCUGUACCGUCCACAUAAACGGGUGAAUAAUAUUUUCUGAAUAUCAUUAUUCUAACAGACAAUAGUGAAUGAUGAUCCCAAAUGAAUGAAAUAAAACAACCCUGUUUUAUAUAGGCGAUAGGACUGAAAUCAAAUAAGACCAGUGCGCUUCAUUAGGCAGGCUAAAACAUAUUGAUACAUUUUAAUGUGGUUAAUUCUCCAUUAAAAAAAGGAACUGUUUAAAAAGUGGAAAUGCGUUCAGUGCAGUCUGCCGCCGGCUGUUGUGCCUCCAGAUAAAUAAUAUUUCUCCCGGGCCUGAUAAUUUAUUGUGCCAAACAGAUUUAAGUACCUGUAAGGGCUGAAGAUCUUAACACAACACCUUCCGGUUUUAUUUGACCAACGGCUGCAAUACUUUUGGACAGUUAAACAUAAUGGCCUCAGUAUAAUAGCUUGGUUGAUGGAUUUAACGAGUGAUAGUGUAGUGCAAAUCACACUAUAUUACAUUUCAAUAUUUUAUAACUGGUUUGAUACAUGCAGAAUUGGAGGGUGGUCUCAGGGCAAUUUGUAUUAUUCUGUACGUAAUUCUGUGACACUCCAUUUAGAAUGAUAUGUUACAUUCGGUUACAUUAUGAAUGGAAUAAAGGUUGUAAAAUAUCAUACGAUUUAGAGGACAUACACUGAGUGUACAAAACAUUAAGAACACCUGCUCUUUCCAUGAGAUACUGUAGACUGACCAGGUGAAGGCUUAUUGAUGUCACUUGUUCAAUGACGUCAAUCAGCGUAGAUGAAGGGGAGGAGACGGGUUAAAGAAGGAUUUUUAAUAGGGAUGCACCGAUAUGACUUUUUUGGCCGAUACUGAUAUCCAAUAUUUUCCUUGCCAAAAAACAUGAUACUGAUAACCGAUAUUUAACAUUUUAGCAGCCUUUUAAGCAUUCUAGUACAGUUAACUAGUUGAAACAAAGUGUCAUAUGUUCAUUUGUUCAGUUAGGAACAGAUUGUUUAAUAACUUGUAAAUGAGAAAAAUGACACAUCCAUGAAUGUAUUUUAUUCCACAACAGAUAUUCAUGACACAAAUAUUUUAUCUGCCCCGCAUUACAAAGAUGGUUAAGUGGUUGGUGGCUCUUCUUACUCUCCAAUCUUGACUGUAUGACGAAACUUAAAAAUGAUUUGAAAGAAAUAUAGGUUGAAACUAAAAUUCAGUUAAUCAUUUUAGCUAUAACUGUUUGAAAAAAGUACUGUCUCUAGGCUGUCAUAAACUGCUACAAAUGGCACAACUUCAACUUUUCACAUGUGCUCAACUGACUUGACUAAUGAAAUGAGAGCAAAUUUACAACACGUCAUCUCAUCUUUCAUUUAUGAAAUGAAAACAAUUAACAAAAAAACACACCUGCUUUGUUUUAAAUUAAAUUAAAGUCUUGACCUAUACCAGCCAUGAAUGAACAACAGAAAAGCCAUUGGGCUUAGUACAUUUUUUCCCAGUGACUCUAGAUGGCUGUGUUACAAUAUGACUGCCCAUUUACAAUUUUAACAUUUGGGGGAGGUUUUUCUUCACAAAGAGGACCUGCUCGGCUUUGUCACAAGAGAGUCUGUUUCUUUUUUUCGUCUACAAUGUGUGAAGCUGCUCUGAAAAGCCGCUCACUGUCCACACUACUACAGGGAGCACCAAGAUAUUUGCACGCAGCUUUAGCUAGGAUGGGGAAACGGUGCUUGUUACUUCUCCAGUAUCCAAGUGCAUCUUCAUUCCUGGGAAUAGUAGGUUCUGUCAGGUAUGCUAGUAUCUGCAAAUAAUAGGGAAGGGGGGUUAGUACAUUUAAUACAACAUAUUGCAUUAUUCUUGCAUUCCAAAGGAUCAUUAGGCAUAGAUCAACAAUGGCAAAUGUUGGCCGAUGUAGUAACAGAAAAUGAAAAUACAACGCAUCUCUCUCUCACAGAGAUACAUACACACACUGACCAAAAAGUUAUUUUGUUGGCAUUUACGUAUGUCCCCAUUACCAGUAGAACAUAAUCAAAACCUAGUUCUUUCACUGACUCGCUGUGCUGUUUCGUUGUUCAUUUGUUCAGUCGUUUCAUUCUCAACCAAGAUUUCAUCAUAAAUGUCAAGCAGUGAAAUUUCAGCUCUGUUUGUGGCCUCUUCUGUCGUGGGUCCCCUUCUUUGGUGCGAACUGUCACUGUGUCCAUUUCCAUAUUGUCCAGCUAUGUUUGUAACAUUUCACAUAAACCAUGUUUUUGUCUGCAUCGAAGUAGCGGUCCUUGUACCUAGCAUCAAGCAUGGUGGCGACACAGUAAAGAGGCUCAGAGAGAAUGCCACCGAAUCGCUUGUUCACAGCCUCUAGUAGAGUACUUUUCCAAGUUAACCCCACGGUAUGUGUCGGCAGUUCUGUUGAGCAGGCGUUUCAAUGCCAUGACAGAGGGUAUCACGUCUGUUGCAGACGCAGUUGAACUUACUCCUCGAGUCAUUUGGUCGAAUAGAGCUAGGAGUGUGUUCAUGUUUUCAAUGAGCGUCCACUGGUUUUACUGAUUGUUGCAGGUAACGCAUAGUCGGCUGCGUACACGCCAAGCACGCAUUUUUGUUCCAGCAGGCCCUCCAUCAUGUAGAAAGUACUGUUCCAUCUGGCCUUGCAAAAGCCUUUUAAUUUUCACUCCAAGCUGCUCCUGUAUUGCUUGCAGGCGGCUAUAUGCUCGCUGUGAGUGUUUAAAAUGACCCACUAUCUUUCUACCGGUUGACACUGUCAAAUAUGCUGCAUUUGGCCAAAACACCUUAGUUCACAGCCAGUUGCAGCAUGUGCAUUCUUCCAAAGCCUUUGUCAUUUUACGUGCAUUAUCACGUAGCACAGCGUGUACAUUGUUCUUGGAGAUUUUCCAAGUUUCAAACAUGUCCUUAAAUGCCAUUUAAGUGGCAGCACUGGUAUGAGAACCAGCACAUUCUUGAGCAUGCAAUAUGGCUUUGCUCAGUACGAAAUCCUUGUUAACCCACUGUGCUGUCAGACUCGGCAUGCUCAUGGGGCUGACAUCACUGGUCCAAAUGUCAGUCGUGAAGCUAAUAGCAGUGACGCCCAUAGCAAGUAGCUUGUGGAUGUGCGAUUCAACAAUCCUGUGUAACUCCGGUAGGGCAACAUCUGAAAAAUAGCGCCUACUUGGUAGUGUGUACCGGGGCUCGAGAAGAGCCAACAUCCUCCACAACAGAGAACGGUUGAUUGUCAAUGGCAAUGAAUUCCAUUAUUUGGCGUUAAUGGAUUUCGCCUUUGAGUUGUCUCGCUGAAAUUGUAUUACUUUUUCAAAUGACUGCUGGACUUGAACUUGUUUAGUUUUUGGAAGUGUGCGCUUAUUUUUUUCUGCUUUUGUUCUAAGUAUUCGCUGAACGUCUGGGGGUGAUGCACUUUCAAAUUAGUAAUUAGGUUAGUGGUAUUGAAAGAUUUGAAUUUCUCCCCUCCUCGGGAAAUAAUAUCAGCACAAACGUUGCAUAUGGCCUUUUUGUUAUCUUCCUUUGAAACUUCAAAAUAGAUCCACACCGCAGACAUUGUGGGCUAGGUUAGGAAUGCUGUGUUGCAAGUGUGAUACUGUAUUUUUCGUGGCAUCAUUAUGUCACCUACCUAUGUUAUGUAGGUAUGCACGUCAGCUUUGACAUCGGUUUUGCACAUUGGCGUUAAACUAGACAUCGGGCCGAUGUCGAUAUUGGCAUUUUUGGCUAAUAUUGGCCUAUUCCGAUAUUCUCACCGAAAUAUCGUGCAUCCCUAAUUCUUAAUCCUUGAGACAAUUGAGACAUGGAUUGUGUAUAUGUGCCAUUUAGAGGCUCAAUGGACAAGACAAAAUAUUUAAGUGCCCUUGAAUGGGGUAUGGUAGUAGGUGCCAGGCGGACCGGUUUUUGUCAAGAAUUGCAACGCUACUGGGUUUUUCACGCUCAACAGUUUCCUUUGUGUUUCAAGAAUGGUCCACCGCCCAAAGAACAUCCAGCCAACUUGACACUACUGUGGGAAGCGUUGGCGUCAACAUGGGCCAGCAUCCCUGUGGAAUGCUUUCGACACCUUGUAGAGUCCAUUCCCCAACGAAUUGAGGUUGUUCUGAAGGCAAAAGGGAGGGGUGAAACUCAAUAUUAGGAAGGUGUUUCUAAUGUUUUGUAUAUUCAGUGUAUAGUGUCAUCAGUUGUGCACACAACAACCCAUGUUGUUAAAUAGCAAGAAAAAUGGCAAGGAAUCAAAUAUGGAUAUUUUAUCACAACGUUUAGUAAAUCCUCCUCUCGAAAUUCAGAAAGCAAAUUUGUACACUAGUAGAGAAACCUCAAGUCAAGUGCCUUGACUUAACCCAGCUAAUGAGUUUAAAUCCAGUGUGGCACUGUGUCGAGUAUAGCCAGGAGCACCGAGGGUGGCUGAGAACACUACCUGAGGAUUUCUCAUCGGUCUGGUUCUGGAGUCUUGCUGCUCAGGAAUACGUAAGUAUACUGCUCUCGUUACAUUCAGUUGUUUUCUUGAGAAAAUAAAUCCUACAAGAAAUUGAGUGCUCUGCUUGCUUAAAUUAAUGUAGUGUUUGCUGAGUCAGAUCUCUAUAGGACAAACCUGUUCAAAGAUCACUGGUUUUAUGGGUUGAUUUAAGUCACCUUCCACUUACCAGUUGUUGUACAUUGUAACUCAUCAUGGUUAAAGUUAACAACAACUUAACUACAUGUUUUGUGUGAUGUGUUUGCUAGCCUAGCACCAAACAACUCUUUUAUAUGGAGGAAUCUAGGGGCCUCACAAGGCUUUCCACUGUCAAUGCUCUCAGCACCACCACCAGUUCCCUGCACAAACAACCCAGCCUUGACGAGUCAUCCAUUAUGUGGUGCCAGAAUCACCCCUGGAAGUUGGUUCUCCAUCUGGCCAUGGUCACCAUUAUCACACAGAGCCUUGACACCUGCACUAGAACAUACCGUGCGAUCAAAACCAAUCAGGAUCUGCUACCAGAGACUCCGUGGAUCAACAUCUUCUACGAUGACUUCUGGGGCACCCUGCUCACCCACAGCGGCAGCCACAAGUCCUACCGGCCCCUGUGUACCCUCUCCUUCCGCCUCAAUCAUGCCCUGGGUGGUCUGGAGCCCUGGGGCUACCACCUGGUCAACGUGGGCCUCCAUGGGGCCGUCACGGCCCUCUUCACCUGGCUGGCCCGCUUGCUGCUAGGAGAGGGCCUGUGGAGCUUCCUGGCUGGGUUAUUGUUCGCCUCGCAUCCCAUCCACACGGAGGCGGUGGCGGGCGUGGUAGGCCGUGCCGACGUGGGCGCCGCCCUCUUCUUCCUGCUGUCUCUGCUGUGCUACGUGCGUCACUGCGCCCUGCGAGGGGGCCCUGCGGGGCCCUGCAGGCUGGGGGCCUGGCUCCUGGGCAGCCUGGGUUGUGCUGCCUGCAGCAUGCUGUGGAAAGAGCAGGGGGUGACUGUAUUGGCCGUGUCGGCACUCUAUGACGUCUGCGUGUUCCACCGGCUCAAGUUGCGUCAGGUCAUCAUGCUCUUCUACAAGAGGAGGAACGUCCACCUGCUGUUGAGUGUGUUGCUGUUGGCUGCCUGGGGUGCUGUUCUGCUGGUCUGCCGCCUUUACUGGAUGGGUAACAAACCACCCAACUUCUCCAACUCAGACAACCCAGCGGGGGACUCCCCGUCCCUUCUCACCCGAGCACUCACCUUCCUCUACCUGCCCGCUGUCAACAUGUGGCUCCUCCUCUGCCCGGACACACUGAGCUUCGAUUGGUCCAUGGACGCCUUGCCUCUGAUCAGAGGCAUUGUCGAAUGGAGGAACCUUCAUACCGUGGCCUUCUAUGUGGGACUGCUCCUCCUGACUUGGUUUGGGCUUUGCACCCGCCGGGUCAAGGCCAAGGAGACCAACGGAAAAGCCCAUCAUGUAACCAACGGCAACGGGAGGUCCAACACCAAUGGACACAGCUAUCACCACCCUGACGUCCCCGACCACACAAACUCUGAAACAGAGCCUCACCCUGCCAGUGCACAAAACGGUAUCAAAAAGCCUUACGUCACGAGGACUCGACUGCCCACCACUGAGAAUGUAGUGGUGUUCUCCUUGGGCCUACUGGCCAUCCCUUUCCUCCCUGCCACCAACCUGUUCUUCUAUGUGGGCUUUGUGAUAGCAGAGAGAGUACUGUACAUCCCCAGUAUGGGCUUCUGUCUGCUGCUGGCGGUGGGGCUGAGGUCCCUGUACGUGCGGCUGAGGCGAAGGUCCUCCAGGACUGUUUUGGUGUACUGUAGCGCCGCCAUGGUCCUGCUGUUUGGGGUUAAAACGGUGCUGAGGAACCAGGACUGGCAGAACGAGGAGAUGCUCUACAAGUCAGGAAUAUACGUGAAUCCUGCUAAAGCAUGGGGCAAUCUUGGAAACGUUCUAAAGAACCAGGGCAAGAUGGCGGAGGCGGAGCAGGCGUACAGGAACGCCCUCUACUACCGCAGGAACAUGGCAGACAUGCUGUAUAACCUCGGCUUGCUGCUACAAGAAAACAACAAGUUCUCUGAGGCGCUCCACUACUAUAAACUGGCCAUUGGGAGCAGGCCAACUCUGGCUUCAGCCUACUUGAACACAGGGAUCGUCCUGAUGAACCAGGGGAGAAUGGAUGAAGCCAAGAAGACCUUCCUGACCUGCGCCGAUAUCCCCGACGAGAACCUGAAAGACCCCCACGCCCACAAGAGCUCCGUUACCAGCUGCCUAUACAACCUGGGCAAGCUGCUCCAUGAGCAGGGGCAUCAGGAGGAGGCCCUCUCGGUGUAUAAAGAAGCAAUACAGAAAAUGCCAAGACAAUUUGCACCUCAGAGCCUCUAUAACAUGAUGGGAGAGGCCUACAUGAGACUGAACAAGCUGACCGAUGCCGAGCACUGGUACAAAGAGUCCCUGAGAGCCAAGCCAGACCACAUCCCAGCACACCUGACCUACGGCAAACUCCUCGCCCUCACGGGUCAGAAGACUGAAGCAGAGAGGUUCUUUCUGAAGGCCAUCCAACUAGACCCCACUAAAGGAAAUUGCUAUAUGCACUAUGGUCAGUUUUUGUUGGAGGAGUCUCGUCUGCUGGAAGCGGCUGAGAUGGCAGAGAAGGCGGCGCGUCUGGACAGCGGGGAGUUUGAUGUUGUCUUCAGUGCAGCCCACAUGCUCAGACAAGCCAGUCUCAACGACGCAGCCGAGAAGUAUUACGGACAGGCAGCCAGCAUAAGACCUAACUAUCCAGCAGCCCUGAUGAACCUGGGGGCCAUUCUCCAUCUCAACGGGAAGCUGCAGGAGGCGGAGGCCAACUACCUGCGAGCGUUGCAGCUGAAGCCAGACGACACCAUCACCCAGUCAAAUCUGCGUAAACUGUGGAAUAUCAUGGAGAAACAGGGCCUGAGGACAAUGGGGCCGUGAGUUAUCUCACCAGCCAGUCAGCCAUCUGUGCAGCAGGCCUGGGGAAGAAGUGGCCCGCUGUUCCCUUGGAGGAGAAACUGGGGUAGUGAGGAUGGAGAACGACAGCAGAAAAAGGCACAGAACUGCAGAACGCUCCUUGUGACUUUUCACUACUCCUCAGGCCAGGAGUAGCUUCCCUGGGAGGCUGUCCAUUUGGAGGAGCACUACCUUUGAAUAAUGUCUUCCUGGAACUUUGUCCAAAAUGUGUGCUCUCCCAGGGUCUGUGAAUCUCUACCAGAGCACUUCAUUUGAAGUGGGCCAUAGGUUCAUACUUGAAGUCUUGUGAUUAAUUCGGAAUUUAAUUAGUUAUAGAUGCUUAUAAGAUCAUGUAGGACAACAUUUGUCCUGGGGCAGAGUCCCAAGGCGCUGCCCUCCGAAGCAGGAACACUGCAGUAGAAGUUACGUUUUUUCCUCACCGUCAAAUUAAGUUAAGUUUUUGGUCUAAUGAAGUUGUGUUCAUUGGCUUCUGUGCACAUCAGUGAAACUCAUGGCAUGAUAUAGGAGAUAACAGCUUUAUCAAUGAAUUCUCAAAUUGAACACAACUAGUGGUGGCCAGGAUUGAUGAAUCAUUCAUUGUGAUUGUUUAUGAGAUUUCACUGAUUUCACAUGUUGUUGGACAUAGAGACCUACAGCUUCUGCAAAGAGAUGUAGCAGAUUGUUGAGCAUCGUUGAGUGAUAAAAAAGAAACCCACUGAUCGAUAUUGUCUCAUAAAUAACACUUCCACAAGAGUAAACAGAUACCGUAUAAAUGGAAGAUGUGCCCUCAGGGUACAGUCAAGGAGUGCGCUGAGUAUUUCCCACCCUGAAACAUAUGAAUCCAUAUAAUAUAAUUUGCCAAAAGACACAGUGUUAGUUGUGAAAGAAAAUACCAAUAAGAUAGUUUGAAGGAAAGGUGAAAUGAAUUUGAACUGGAGUUUCUGUCAUUAUUCCCUAACUCUAUUAUGCCUUUUCUAUCUGAAGGCGCAAAACUAUUCCGUGUAAAUGUAGCAGUGAAUUUCAAAUUUCUUCGCUAGGCUUGUUGUUUCAUAGAGUGACAUAACAUGGCUCUUGUGUAGGUCAGAGCCAUAUAUUAAGAUGAACAUAUGGCUCUGGUGUAGGCUACUCAUGUCUCCUUGGAUAAUUUACUUCGAGGAAGGUAGCUAAUGUGUUAUGAAAGGAAAUGGCAAAUGACCUUCCCAUGGUACUAACAUUAGCCCCCCAUCAGCUGACAUGCUAGUUGGAGAGUUGGACAGCAGCAGAGAACUGAAGGCUCCCCCUCCCUUCACAAUACAUACUGUACUGAUGUUUGCUGAUGACCGGUCUUUAGACAUGAUAAGAGGACAGUUGGAAGUCAUUGUUGAUGUCUGAAAUCUUAUAACCAAGUAGCCGUCAAACCGAUGCACUCCAUUACAUAACAAUGCACAGCCAUAGUUUGUCCGAGGGAAUCUUUUCAUGUAAUAUUGCUUUGUUUGAAAAUGUUCCUUUUCUUUUAUUUGUAUGUAUAUAUGGAUUUGAAUAUAUACAGUAAAAACCUACAUACAGUAUAAUAGACAAUAGUCUGACUUGCAAGGGAAGGUCAGUGCCCACCCAGCAAGUUCAGUAUCUGUAAGAUAUGAAUCAUUUUUCCUAGCGUCAAAACAUCAUGUUCUCUCACUCUUCUCAGUCUUAAAUGUCAAUAUUGUAUAUAUUCUGUGUAGUUUACAUCUACUUGGUUGUUGUCAUAAAAAAUAAUUUACCACCGUUUAUUAACUGUGUCUCCAACUUGGAAGAAACUUUAUUUUGGAGAAACAGAUAAUCCCGCUAUGACAUUUAUGUUUAUUGUAAAGAAGCCCACAGCCACCGAGCGGUUGAAUAUUUGUAAGUUAUUUCUUUGUGUUAUCUUGGCAUAUAAACCAGCUGGCACUGUGUUACAUUUUCAAGUGUAUGUUGAAGAUAAGUAUUGAUCCAUUUCACUUUAUGAAAUGUGAUAUACCUGUAAACAUUUGUCUAAAAGACUUUUCCUUGCGAUUCUGACUGAAAUAGUACAACUAUUUGAUUACAAUUUUUGAACAGAAUUAUCUUAAUUUCGCUAAAAUAUUGCAUUUGACACAAAGAAAACAAAGUUCAUGAUAAUUGAAAUGACUAGCAAAAAAGCCAAAAGUAUUUAAACAUUGCAUUUUCUUGUGCUGUCCACUUCCCUACACAGUGACCCCAUCCUCAGAGGUCAUAUCCAGUGCUUUAUGGAGUUAGUAGUAUGAUAGUUGCCUUGUUCUUUCUUGAACAUUAAACAUGUAUGAGCCCUGUUCCACUCUGUACGUAACCUCUGUUCUCAUGUCUGUCUGUCAGUCUUUUGAAAGCAUAGCACGGCAGUCUGUCUGUCUGGCUGGAGCUCGAUAGCUCUACUGGUUCUUACUGUCGUAACGGUUGUGUAUGUCUCGACUGCGUCAACACUGUGGUAUAUUUAGCUAUGAUCACCAUGUCUAUCUGUCUGAUAUAAUGAAGUGUUGAGCUAGGUUAUCACCAUGAAGUAUUCUACCCUUACACCUUCUCCCUAACACCACCAUCCCCCAUCACAAGUUGUGCUAAUUUGUCUUGUGUAUAAAGUGUUGAUGAACAAGCGAGAGUGUGUGUCUGAAGAUGGAAAUAAGUGUUUCACUCUGUGUCUCUGCUCAGGGAUUUCAAGCGGUGAGUUGUAUUGCAGACUCAUGCUCACAGAGCACUCAGAGUUUCUAAAGUUAUAUUUUUGGAAAGUUGUAUUUGUAUAAAUGAUCAAGAUUUGUAGCCUUUGCUUUUUGUAAUAUAAAAAAAAACAUGUGCCAGAAUAGACUUUCCCAAUGUUUCUUUUUUCCCACAAUAAAAUAAUGGUGUUCUGCUUUCA